AUGUCAUAUAGUAUUAUUUACAACCUAUUUCUAUCCCCGCUGGCGCCAUAUCCAGGCCCAAAACUAUGGGCUAUAUCGAACAUACCCUAUCUAAUAAGCAUCACGCGGGGCCGCAGCCACAUCAAGAUCCUCGAGCUUCAUAGUCAGUAUGGUCCUGCUCUGCGAGUCGGUCCCCGCGAACUUUCCUUCAACAGCCCGCAGGCCUUCCAGGAUAUCUAUGCAUCUCGCCCAGGCCAACCGCAGUUUCCCAAGGACCCGAAGUUUUACGCCUCAAAACUCAACAGGAUUGACGAGUGUGUUGCCGGAAACCUCGAUGAUGAAGCACAUACCAGGCAGAGGCGAUUGCUCUCACGCGAAGCGACGAUUGUCUAUUUCGUUAGCCUUCUCGUGCAGCGACUGCGAGGUCAGAUAAAGGAUGAAAAGCAUGGGGCGAAAGUGGACAUGAAAGCCUGGUUUAACUUCACCACCUUUGACAUCACGGGCCAGAUUAUGUUUUCUGAACCUUUUGACUGUCUGCAGAAUAGUCACUUGCAUCCGUGGAUUGCUCUCAUCUUCGACAGCGUAAAGGGGAUGACGGUCCUCUCUGCAAUGAAUCGUUUUUCUAUGUUUCGGCAGCUCCUAGAGGCUGUCUUUCCGGAGUCAUUGCGGCGGAAAAUGCUCAGGCACUUUGACUAUAGUUCCCAGAAGGCAGAUCGUCGGCUUGAGAAAGGAUCGGAUCACGAAGACUUUAUGGCUGUUGUUUCGACGCAUGGGGUCCACGAACCCGGCGCCAAAGCCAUCGCAGGACAGCUGACUAUGACUAGAGCUGAGCUUUAUGCGAAUUCCUCUUUCAUUUCCAUAGCAGGAAGCGAGACAACGGCAUCACUGCUUUGUGGGUGCGUUUACUACCUUUGCAAAAAUCGUGACUGCUUGGACCGACUAUGCAGGGAGGUCCGCACCGAGUUCUCAACGGAUGAUCAAAUCGUCUCGCCACAAUGCAACCGUCUCACGUACUUGAAUGCCGUUAUUGAAGAGUCUCUUCGACUAUAUCCACCCGCGGCUGCUGGUCUACCGCGGCUGGUCCCCAAGGAGGGAGCAAUCGUUAACGGUCGUUUCCUCCCCCAAGAUGCAUUUGUCUUCAUUUCGUCUCGAAUAGCCAUAUACCCUCGAUCUAACAAUCUCCAGAUAACCGUUUCCGGCCACCAAUAUGCUACAAACCAUUCCGCUGCGAACUUCAAACUACCGGAACAAUUCAUCCCCGAGCGAUGGUUAGGAACCGACCGUUGA
Aspergillus steynii IBT 23096 is the source of this 1266-nucleotide messenger RNA. RefSeq names its product cytochrome P450. NCBI's taxonomy places the organism in Eukaryota, Fungi, Ascomycota, Eurotiomycetes, Eurotiales, Aspergillaceae. The transcript is spliced from 3 exons. The coding region runs from base 1 to 1266 and encodes 421 amino acids. Gene Ontology annotation, molecular function: iron ion binding; oxidoreductase activity, acting on paired donors, with incorporation or reduction of molecular oxygen; monooxygenase activity. The record is from RefSeq and is a predicted model, not a curated record.